AGGCUGGAGCUGUGUCAGCAGUCUCUGCAUCACCACCACACGAGACUCCAAUGACUUUAGAGGCAAGUACACCAACCAUUACACCAUCAGACCGGGAAACAACAUGUCCACACUGUUUGAGAAAACUCAAAUGGAAACAAAACUUGCCACGACAUCUACAGACCUGCCCGGUCUACAAAUCACUUUCAACCACCUCAGCCAAAGCAGACGGCAGUAGCGGGGAUGGUCGGACGACUUCCAUGAUUGAUUCAAUGCACUUCAGCCCAUCUGUAGGUCAGACAAUGACUCCUGGAGAUGAAUUGCGAACAAUCCCGCACGAAUCCACUCCCUGUCAUAAUGAGUCUUUACUUCAUGUCCUGAAUCAACGGGACAUGGACAAGGUAGAAGUCCGGCAGUCCCUACUGCUACCGUCAGCCAAAAACACCAAGGCAUGGCACACAAUAAACGCUCAGUUGAAGAUCCAUCUCACUCAACAUUUCCCAACCUCAUACCUCAAAAACACUAACAUCGAAGAGACUCUGGACAAACUAGAGAACUUCAUUCACUGGUUUUUCGACCAGAAACCACCACCACCUCCACCAAAACACAAGAAUGCAAAUAAAAACCGUGCAGUGGAAAAACUCCGGGCUCACAGGCGUGAUUUAAAGCGCCAAUUUCGUAAGAUCAAAAACCCGGACGAAGUACCUGCAGCGCUCAGAAAUGAGUAUUUUUCAAUUGGAAAACAAAUCAAGCGUCUUUUGAAACAACAAAAGAUGUACGACGAUCGAUCCCGGAACAAGAGGGACCAGGAUGCCUUUCUCAAGGACCCAUAUGCCUUCGGAAAGAAAUUGUUUCAACCAACCAACCAUGUCAAACCCACUUUCUCUGACACUACCUGCUUUGAGUACUUCCAACACACAUAUGCAGACCAGGAUCGUGCCACUUCGUACGAAUCCUGCCCCAGUGCAGGGAAGCCCCGGGAUUGCACCCACCCAGUCGAUGAGGGGACCCCUACAUGGACUGAAUUUCAGAAUGUUUUGAAGAAGUGUCGCAACACCUCUGCACCGGGUCCUGACAAGAUACCUUACAUAGUUUGGAAGCUUUGUCCCUCCCUUCAAUCCAUUCUUUUCACCAUCUUUGGGCGGGUUUGGGAGAGCAAGAUCAUUCCAAGGCAGUGGCAGGUAGCGUGUAUCACACUCCUGGCCAAGGGGGAGGUGUCUGAUGAUCCUUCGAAAUUCCGACCGAUUGCUCUAGCGAACACGUCCGGGAAGAUCUUUUUCACCUUAGUUGCAAAGCGCCUCUUGAAACAUAUGCUAGGCAAUAAGUUCUUCGAUGGUGACAACCAGAAAGGAUUUAUGCCUGCAAAGGCUGGGUGCUUAGAGCAUACAUCACUUUGUUAUGAGGCGAUGCGUGAUGCAAAGACGGCAAAACGCCAAAUUUGCAUUGCGUGGAUAGAUUUGAAGAAUGCAUUUGGUUCAGUGCGCCACAAUCUGAUACAGUAUGCUCUAACCCACUACAGCCUUCCUUUGCAAUUCAGGAAAUUAAUUUUUUCCUACUACGACAGUCUUUGCGCUUUCGUCGUACAACCACACACACCCACCUUUAAUUACAACAUUGGUGUUUUCCAGGGGUGCCCCUUGUCCCCGGUCCUUUUCAAUAUUUGUUUCCAGCUUCUGCUGGACUCACUUGCAGCCCCUGAAUUAAGUUGCCUCUCCUAUGAUUUUAAAUCUGCCCCUUUGCAAGUGUCCCAAACAGCUUUUGCUGAUGACUUAGGCCUCUAUAGCAAAUCUAGUGCAGGUUGUCAAAAACUCAUUGCGGUCACGGAGGACUUUCUCUCGUGGACCCAAUGUAUGCAGGCGGCGCCGCACAAAUGCAAAAGCAGUGCAGCAAAGCUUGUAGAUGGCCGGUACAAACCUUACGAUCCCUGCCUGACAAUGUCAGGGAGGAAGAUCGCUUUCAUUGACACUGCAGAGUUCAAGUUCCUGGGGCGAAGGCUGCAUGCUGAUUGCUCUGAGCAGACCCAGCGGGAAGACAUCCGUCAACUCACUGUAUCUCUCAUGCAAAAAGUAGAUGGCUCUUGGCUUCAAGACCACCACAAGCUAUGGCUUUACCACCAUCUUGUAGUGCCCAAGCUUUCUUGGUCUUUCCAGGUUCUUGAACUCACACAAGGUUUUGUACGUGAACUGCACUUUAUGUGUUUAUCAUUUCUGAAGAAAUGGUCAGGCCUACCUCGAUGCGCAAACUCUGCCAUUCUUUUUAUUGGCAGUCGCAAACGCUUUGGCUUACGCCUCCACUACCUUCCUACGGUGUGGAAAAAGUGCCAGUCCAUCAAAUGGCACAUUCUUCGAUCGAGUGGGGACGCGCGCAUGAGGGCGCUGUACACUCUGCGUCGGAGUAAGGAUGCGAAGCUGACAAAGCGAUAUGCGGCGACAAUAGAGCUGGAGUGUGCAGAGGCAUCAGUAGGUUCAGGGACUCUCCGUCCACCGUCAUCUUCAAGUCAUCGUGCAGGGUUGGGUGCUCGUGCUCCGAAGCAGCAUUCCAAACCCCCGAGGAAGGAUCUCCUUCAAACAUUUGAGGAGAUCAACGCGCAGGAGCAGAUUUUGAGGCUGAAGACUCUUCAGGUGCAAGGCAAGUGGUUGGAGUGGACAUCGGUGAUGUGGCAGGACCUCUCGUGGAAAUCCCUUUUGUACGGUGGUACUGGUAAGGAUUUGAAAUUUCUUCUCGCAUCAACCCUCGACGUGCUACCUUCUCCGACGAACCUACGCCGUUGGGGAAACACCGUAGUGGAUCCGUACUGUAGUUUGUGCCGUACCUGGGCCUGUGCUACGCGCCACGUGCUUGGCGCUUGUCGCGUAGCGCUGGACCAGGGACGUUACACCUGGAGGCACGACAACGUACUCGGGGUCAUCGUCAGGAACAUGCGUGAGGAGAUUCGAAUCCGCACUGCUGCAAACACCGUACAAACCGAAAAUUCAAAUGAGCUUGACUUCAUCUCGUUUUGCAAGGCGGGAGAGAAGCCAGUUCGCGUUCAGCCCAGACGAAAGUUGGUUACGACUGAUCUCCUGUCAGCGGCCUCAGACUGGAAACUUCUUGUCGACUCAGUUAGUGCAAAGAUUUCUUUCCCUGGCUGUGUUGCACUUACCACCCUAAGACCAGAUAUAGUUCUGUACUCUACGAGUCGUAGGAUUGUAUUCUGGAUGGAGUUGACAGUUUGUGCUGAGGACAGAUUCAGUGUCAGUAACUCGCGGAAGGACAGGCGGUAUGCGGAUCUGGCCGAUCAAUGCCGAGCAAACGGGUGGCAGGUCGUUUCUUUUUCGGUUGAGUAAGACGUCUCUGCGAAGCAGCUACAUCAUCUGGUUGCGGCGUCAACAAAAACACUGGUCGGAAGAUCCACUUUUCUGAGGUACUGUAUGUGGGGCUCCGUUUAUUGAGGUGCGUUGAAAUUUAUUCUCUUUAUCUUAUUAUUUCUUUUCUAUAAUUUCCCCAUAUGAGUUCCUAUCAGUUGCUGUGAACACCUUGAGUGGAGAGCGCUUGCUCGAGCGUUGAACCGGGUUCUUAAUCCACCAUACCCAGUUCGCAAGGCUGGGCGGGGUUGUGAGCAGGCUUUCAUUUCAUCUUUUCUUAUUAUUUCUUAUUAUUUCUGCUUUUCAUCUCAUUACAAAAAUUCUGCGCUUUUUCUCCAUCUGCGCAUAAAAUCUAGACUGACAACCUGCUUGUUAAAUCAUGCACCUGCUUUCAGGCGUAAAAACCCUGUUGUAGAGGUCUCAGUCCUCAUUUGUUAGACUUACCUGUCUUUAUAAAUGUAACUUACUCUCUCUCUCUCUCUCUCUCU
Molecule: messenger RNA, 3811 nt
Organism: Sycon ciliatum
Lineage: Eukaryota; Metazoa; Porifera; Calcarea; Leucosolenida; Sycettidae
Exons: 2
Coding region: 51-3305 (1084 amino acids)
Source: RefSeq, a predicted model, not a curated record